Tympanuchus pallidicinctus (lesser prairie-chicken) is the source of this 2175-nucleotide messenger RNA. It is a transcript of the gene FSIP1, whose product is annotated as fibrous sheath interacting protein 1. The record is from RefSeq and is a predicted model, not a curated record. The transcript has 12 exons. Lineage: Eukaryota; Metazoa; Chordata; Aves; Galliformes; Phasianidae. The coding region runs from base 8 to 1738 and encodes 576 amino acids.
GGUCCCAAUGGAUAUGACAAGGGGGAGCUUGGAUAAAAUUUCACAGCCUGCAUGUAGCUCAAGAGCUUACCCCAGCUGCAGGCGUUUAAGUGUCUCUGUGGAGUUACUGGCACCAGAACCUUUUUUGCCAAAGGUUGGUUCACCUGUCAGUUUGGGUGUUAGUCAUCAAAGAAGCUUGGAAGACUGCUGUCUAGAAGAAAACAAAGGAUAUGUCUCUAACUCAGAUUCUGGAGAUGAGACACAGACUUCAGUAUUUUGUGAACCUUCCCAAGGAAAAAUAAGUAAUGCAAAAGAAGCAAACUCUUCCAAGUUAUUGGAUUCUGAAAAGGCAGAAGGAGAUCCUCAGAUUCAAGCAGCUAUAAGGAAAAUGAAUAAGCUUGACACAAUACUGGCAAAAAGACAUGUUAAAGAGAGAGCAGUUAAAAAACAAGGCAAGGAAAUGAGAGCAAAGCUCUGGGAAGAACUUAAGUCUGUCAGUACCAUGGGAAUCCAUGAGGAGAUAGAAAACACAAAACUCUUCUUAACUUUGAUCUCAUCGUGGCAGGAUACAACUGAUUCCUCUCAUGUUAAACAGGAUGAAACACACACGUUGCUAUUUCACUCACAAAUUAGUCCAGAAGAUUAUGCCUUCCAUAAAACCCAGCAUAAUAAAAAUUAUCCAAGUGAAAUUGAAACAAACAAAUUCCUGAAUCAAGCAGAAAAAACAACACAGAAUAAAAGUAAAAGCAGUCAGCAUUUCAUUAAAAAGAAUGUAGAGCUAGCAAAGGAUUCAGGAAAACAGGUACCUAUGCUUGAAGAAGAAAGGAAAAGGUUAAUUGAACUCUUGAAAGAUACAAAAGAUGAAAGUACACUGCAAGAUCUUGAGGAUGAUGUAUGUGGCUGGCUAGCACCAGGAGAAGGGUACACACCUGAACCGAUGGAAUUUCAUCACCUAAAUGAGAUAGACAGGAAGCUUCAAAUACUACUAUCUAAUGGUGAUUAUUCUACAAUUUCCAGGUCUUGCUCAAAUCCUCCAAGCCAGAUUUAUCAGGAGUCUCUGGUUUAUGCAAACAGAAACCUAGAAGUAGUUCCAGGUGAAAAGGUUCUACGAGACAAUAAAGAAUAUCGUGAUCAACAAAACCGUCUGAAAGAAAUAGAUCAUCAGCUGAAAUCUUUAGAGAGAAAUUUUAUUGAAGAGAAAACGGGCCUCUCUGAAGAGCAGCUUAAAACCCUUCUGGAAGAAUGUAUGCAGCCUCAGAGAACAAUAAGCAACGUUUCCAUGCCAGAGUCUCAGGAAUCUCUUUCUUGUGGAUUAAGUCCCCCUUGUUACACAAGUCAAGACUCCAUUCUUCACUCCACAUCUACUCUUUCCAAAAUGUUAGUUGAAGGCCAUAUUGUAGGGAUGUUAACAGCUCUGGAAAAGGCUGGACUUGAAGACAAAAGCUUAUGUGUUAAUGCUGAGAGUGAAAUCCCUAGCUACUAUAUCAGCAAAGCAUUGGCUGAUAGUCACUUAUCAAAGGAUUCACUGGCCCAAACAGAGGAACCUGAUGACCUAGAAGGUUUACAGAAGAUGAGAGAUAAGAGUAUUACUGAAGGUUACUUUAUGUCAAGAGCACUGGACACUGAAAGGCUGAAGAAACCUUCUUUCUUGGGUGAACCAUUAUACUGCAUCAGCAUGAACAAUGAGCCAUCCACAGAGCCUGACAUUCUCAGCAUACCACUGCAAACCAAAGGAGAUGAUACGAAGAUUGAAAGUUGAGGAGAAAGUGACCAUUUGCUUCAGCACACAGCUUUUCUAAAUAUGUCAUUAGACUUCCACCAGUAAUAUUUUCAUUCAUUUCAGAUACUCCAGAGGGAAUUAAUUCUCACUGAAAACUUUUCCAUGACAUAAUCAAUUCUUAAGAGAAAAUUAUUAUCGUAUAUUGUUGCAGUUUGAUUUCAAAGUAUAUAAUCUUGCACUUCAUUAAAUUUCAUGAGAGUAUAAUAAAUAAUUAUACACGUGCAUAAUAGUUGUACAUAUGAUUUUGUGUAUCUAUCUAUCUGAUAGAUAUGCAAGUAGGUGUAAAAUAUAUAGAAUAGUUUGUUGUUGUUUUCCUUACACACGAUGUACUGUUUGCAUGAAGUCAGCUUGAACCUGGUCUCAGUGAUCUCAGUACAGUUUAUUGCCUGUGAGCCCUGCCUGAGUGAAUGACACAA